Messenger RNA from Pelobates cultripes (western spadefoot toad), 684 nucleotides. Lineage: Eukaryota; Metazoa; Chordata; Amphibia; Anura; Pelobatidae. The record is from the annotation of a GenBank genome assembly.
AUGGCAAUAACCUGCCAGGGAACGAUGCUCCUCUCAAUGAGAAGGCACCUCGAGGACCUAGAUAACAGGGGCCGGAGGUGCAAUAUCCGCAUUCGGGGAGUCCCAGAGGCUGAGGGUUCAACAGAAAAUGUGGUGGAAAUACUCACCGAACUCUUCCAAUCCAUCUUGCAGCAAACAUCACCACAGCACAUAGAGUUCGAGAGGGCACACAGAACAACGCGACCCAGGACCUUGGAGGAUGGCCCAAGGGACCUGAUAUGCUGCCUACAUUCCUUCCCAAUUAAAGAUACCAUCAUGAGGAAGGCCCGAGAAAGACCAACAUGGCCCUACAGGGGCACCCAAGUGGCAUUAUAUAACGACCUGUCCCCAAUCACACUGGAGUCCCGGCGAGCCCUUCGCCCCGUGACGACCGCAUUACGAGAACGAGACAUCACCUACAAGUGGGGGUUCCCGUUCGCACUGAUGGCCAGACAUCGAAACGGCUGGAUCUCAAUACGCUGGCCCGAAGAAGUACUGCGGUUCAUGGAAGAACUAGGCCUUCCAAUACCGGUUGUCCCCAACUGGAUACUGGGAACAUCAGCUCCAACACAGCGAACGCAGAGAGGACCCAGGCGGAGAGAAACACGGUCACCUUCCGCUCAACCUGUUAGACGGCGCAGGAACCCGACAUUUCCAGAGGAGUGA